AUCGUAACUUGUUGAACCUCGAUCCGUAUAAAAGGAUGUCCGUGUGGAUGGAAGAGCAUCAGUUAACCGUCUGAUAUUUUCAGAAGAAAUUAGCAGCAUGCAGUCUCUCAAGAUCGCUCUUCUCUUCGCCUUCGUGGCCCUGGCCAGCACUUGCUCGCAAGCUCCUGGAACCACCACCACUACUGUCACCACCACCGUCACUACCGUCACCGCCGAUGAUGACAGCGACUCUGGACUACUGACCGCUAAUGAUCGCCGCAUCAUCCGCAAGACCUGGGACCAGGCCAAGAAGGACGGAGAUGUUCCUCCCCAGAUCCUCUUCCGUUUCAUCAAGGCCCACCCCGAGUACCAGAAGAUGUUCAAGUCCUUCGCUGAUGUUCCCCAAGCCGAGCUUUUGGGCAACGGAAACUUCUUGGCCCAGGCCUACACCAUCUUGGCCGGUUUGAACGUCGUCAUCCAGUCCCUGUCCAGCCAGGAGCUUAUUGCCAACCAAAUCAACGCUCUCGGUGGUGCCCAUAAGCCCCGUGGAGCUACCCCCAUCAUGUUCGAGCAAUUCGGUAACGUCGCUGAGGAAGUCCUUGCUGAAGAGCUCGGCAGCUCCUUCAACGCCGAGGCCAGACAAGCCUGGAAGAACGGUAUGCGCGCUUUGGUCACUGGCAUCGCCAAGAACCUCAAGAACGCCGAAGAUUUGGCUGAUCCCCAGACUAAACUGACCCCUCACCAGAUCCAAGAUGUCCAGAGGACCUGGGAAAACCUGAGGGCCAACCGCAACGCUAUGGUCUCAUCCAUCUUCGUCAAGCUGUUCAAGGAGACCCCCCGCGUCCAGAAACACUUUGCCAAAUUCGCUAACGUUGCCGUCGAUGCCUUGCCCGAAAAUGGCGAAUACAACAAACAAAUCGCUUUGGUUGCUGACCGUCUCGACACCAUCAUUUCCGCCAUGGACGAUAAAUUGCAAUUGUUGGGCAACAUCAACUACAUGCGUUACACUCACCAGCCUCCCCGUGCCAUCCCUCGUCAGACUUUCGAGGACUUUGCCCGCCUUCUCAUCGAGUCUCUCGAGGCUAGCGGCGUUUCUGGUGAUGAUAUGGACUCGUGGAAGGGAGUUCUGACCAUCUUCGUUAACGGUGUUUCUCCCAAGUAAAUCAACCACUCUCCUCUUUCCGUUCGGAAAAAGGAAAAGAAAAAGCUGCACAAGAACUCGCUGUUUUUCAAUUUUUAUAUCAAGACCAAUUUUUUCUAUCAACCAAUAAAUGAAACAUUUAUGAAAUUCAA
Daphnia magna is the source of this 1272-nucleotide messenger RNA. RefSeq lists its product as uncharacterized. Gene Ontology annotation, molecular function: heme binding; oxygen binding. The transcript is spliced from 7 exons. The coding region runs from base 98 to 1141 and encodes 347 amino acids. The record is from RefSeq and is a predicted model, not a curated record. Gene Ontology annotation, cellular component: hemoglobin complex; extracellular region. NCBI's taxonomy places the organism in Eukaryota, Metazoa, Arthropoda, Branchiopoda, Diplostraca, Daphniidae. Gene Ontology annotation, biological process: oxygen transport.